CGUCACCGUCGCAGUAAGCCUAGAGACCCGACGCUCGUUUGUUUCGCGCUCCGUACAGCAGCUGUCAAAUUCGCGUGACAUAACCUCAAUCGCGCGCCGACUGCGAUUAAGUGGUUACCUGGACGUUGUGUGUGCUCUUCUGUGUGUUCUUUUGCUGGGUGUAGCAGGGUGCUGUCAGGCAUUCUGCCAGCAGAUUUUUCAAAAUUCGCGUUAAAAACAGAGAUCCCGUGCCCGUUUACGCUAUGGAGAUGGACCCUCAGGAACGGGAACCAGAUAUGGGAGACGAAAGCCCAAUUUCGCAUAAUGAUGAUGACAUCAGCGAUGGUGAAGCUUCACCAAGAGACCAUGACCAAGACCAAGACAGCUGCGAUGAGAUGAGAAGGCAUGGUAUGAUGACUGAUCACGUGGACGUACUAGCAAAACUCAAAAUGCAAGUGAGGGACAUCAAAGUUGGAGACGAUUUUGACAGCUCCCGAAGCCUGAGCUACCCGCGUGCAAUGGCGGGUCCUGAAGGCUUCCAGUUACCGGUGCCGUUCCCCUUCCCCCACCCGGCGGCGGCCUUCCUGCCCCCCAUGGCCCCCCAACCGGCCGCCCCCUCCUCCGGCAGCUCCCACUCUUCGGAGGGGAGUCAGUCCUCCCAACAUACCUGGUCGUUCGAGGAGCAAUUCAAGCAGUUGUAUGAGAUAAAUGAUGAUCCAAAACGGAAAGAAUUUCUUGAUGAUUUAUUCUCCUUCAUGCAAAAACGAGGCACUCCAAUCAACAGACUACCUAUCAUGGCCAAAUCCGUUUUGGAUCUCUACGAGUUGUAUAAUCUCGUGAUAGCAAGAGGUGGGCUUGUCGAUGUGAUCAAUAAAAAAUUGUGGCAAGAAAUAAUUAAAGGUCUGCAUCUUCCUUCUUCCAUUACAUCCGCAGCGUUCACCCUUAGAACACAAUACAUGAAAUACUUGUACCCCUACGAAUGCGAGAAACGUCGCCUGAGCACCCCGCAAGAGUUACAAGCUGCAAUUGAUGGUAACCGUCGCGAGGGUCGUAGAAGCAGUUACGGGCAAUACGACAGCAUGCAAAGAUCACCGAACGCUGCCCACCCAAUGACGACACCACUGAGCCUGAUUUCACAACAGCAACAACUUGCCGCCAGAAUGAACUCAAUGAUGGCUGGAGGGAUGAACUUACACAACGGGGCGCACCAUCCUAGCCAUCCGCAGCCGUUGGGACAACCUUUGAAUGGAGGACCAGUGCCUGGUUUGGCCCCAGGUGAACUGGAAUCGAGAAUGAUGGAAUACAUGAAGUUGCUUAACAAAGAAAUACGAAGUUCGGCUGCGACUCCACCAAGACAAGAUUUAUCACCACCAAAUGCACCUACAUCACCAAUAAACCACUUGGAGUUGUCGAGAAUCAACUUGUGGAACAUUUACAACAACAACCAGGUUGCAGUGGAGCCACAAAAGCACUUGUUCCAGGUACCGUUAAAUCUAUCGGAACCGUCGCCUCAGAUAAAACGCGAGCCAGAAAACCGAGAGUCCCCCCCUCCUGGCAAAAAAAGAAUGUUCACCAAAGAUGAAGAGGAGGUAGACGAAGAACAGGAAUUGGAACACCCCCCCACCCCUAAGUCACUGUCGCCAACUACGCAUAUCAAAAUAAACAGCAGAGGGGACUCCAGAAACGGGGACAACUCGCUAGUGGUUAGUAUGGAGUUGAACGGCGUCACAUACCAAGGAGUUUUGUUCGCGCAAAACGCUCCGAACAGAACGGCCAUUACUUCCUAAAGUGAUUCAAAGAAACUGACAUUUUUUGUAUUUAUUUUUUUAAUUAUUUUAACUUAAGAUUUUCUAGUGUGUUUUCCAGUAUGUCUGCUUGGUGAAUAAGUAUUUGUUGUGUGCACAAAUUUAGUUAUUCUCGCGUCGAAGUAAAACUAAAAAGACAGUGAUUUACAGAGAGUUGGUAGUCAUGAGUAUCGAAAUUCUAACCUGUAAAUGACGCCUGCUUUUUCCUUAAUUUUAAAGACGUAAGAGAUAUUUGAAUAAUGUGAUUUUAAUCCUAUUUAAUUAUUGUAAAGAAUAGGGUUAAGUACAACGUUUGAAUGGCCAGUUUUAAUCGUUUUUCUGCAAACUAUUUAAGUAGGUUGUAUUUUAUUUCUACUUACUUCAGUACUACAAAAUUUGCAACCAGUAGUAUUCAAGUGACUUAAUUAAUUUGUAAAUAUAAAUAAAUGGCCAAUAAAUUUUUAUAAUAAUAAAUAUAGUAAAUUCAAAAUUUCUAGAAUAUGGUUCACUUAAAUUUUCAUUUGGAACAUUUUUAUACCAAAUUGUUUUAAAAGUUGUAAAUAUUAAUUACCUACUUAGUAAACAGUAUUCUAAUGUAGUUGUGUUAUAAUUUUUGUAUAUCUGCCAAAAGACUGUUAUUUUAUGAUUUUAAUAUUUGACUUAAAAGGAUUUUGUCUUAAUUAUUUAUUUUUAAGCAAACUAUUGUAUUUAUGAAAAGAUUACAACAUAAUUGUGUAGCAAUAUUAGGUAUUAAGAAUAUAUAGACAACAUAUGUAAAAAUUAUUGUUCCAUUAUAUAGGCAUAGCAAAAUAUAUCAUUUUUUUUCAAACAAAUUUAUUGAUUAAAUUUAUUUGAUCUGAUUGUCUCAGGGAAUUCGAUGUUGAAAUGACAAAAGAACGUUAAUUCCUGUCUCAAUGUGUUCGGUCAUCUUAUUAUUUAUAUUUUGUAACAAAAGAGAAAUGUUGUUGAACGCAUAAACAAAAUAAUUGCUGUAAAUAUUUGAAUAUCAUUAAACAUUCUUCAGAUUAUCUUUUCUUUUAUUUUACUUACCUUAUUAACAUUUUUAAACACAACACACGAUUUUUGGCACUUUUUAUAAUUGUCAAUUCAAAUUGUGUGCUGCCAAC
Brassicogethes aeneus is the source of this 2890-nucleotide messenger RNA. Lineage: Eukaryota; Metazoa; Arthropoda; Insecta; Coleoptera; Nitidulidae. The record is from the annotation of a GenBank genome assembly.